Penaeus chinensis is the source of this 4327-nucleotide messenger RNA. It is a transcript of the gene Ppox, whose product is annotated as protoporphyrinogen oxidase-like. The transcript is spliced from 4 exons. Lineage: Eukaryota; Metazoa; Arthropoda; Malacostraca; Decapoda; Penaeidae. Gene Ontology annotation, molecular function: protoporphyrinogen oxidase activity, oxygen as acceptor. Gene Ontology annotation, cellular component: mitochondrial inner membrane. Gene Ontology annotation, biological process: heme biosynthetic process. The record is from RefSeq and is a predicted model, not a curated record. Bases 200 to 1597 code for a protein of 465 amino acids.
UACGCAUAGUCCUUGCUAUUGAGAGUCGUGAUCUCGGAAAUUUUUCGAAGAAAGUUUUACUUUUACUGAUAUAUGAAGGGGUUACCCAUAUAAUUAGUGCAACAUAUGAAACGUCAGAUAUUAAGAAGAAGAGAAUAGAGACAGGCUAUCAAACAGGCAGAACAAAGGUGGUACUUCCUACUAUUCUUGAUUCAACAUAAUGACAGUGACAGUACUUGGAGGUGGCAUCAGUGGAUUGGCAGCCGCUCAUUACCUGCGGACCAUCAACCCCUCCUCUAGGAUUGUAGUUCUGGAAGCUUCACAUAGGUUGGGAGGCUGGAUUGAUUCUACCAAGCACAAUGAUGGUGUUGUGUAUGAAGGAGGACCAAGGACACUUAGAGUGGUUGGUAAUGCAGGAGCCAACACUUUAGCCUUAGCAGAGAGUCUUGGUCUACGAGAUAAGGUUCGCAGUGUCCGUUAUGGAGAGCCAUCUGCUAAGAACAGGAUGAUUAAAGUCAAUGGGUCCUUACACAAAUUACCAAACAGCCUGAAGACAGCCCUAACAAAGAUUCCUCCCUUCUCAAAGCCAUUAGCUCUAAGUGCAAUUAGUGAUUUGCGAGCAAAAAAAGUUCUUUCAGAUGAUGAAAGUCUCUUCAGUUUUGUCAACAGGCGUUUUGGCCCAGAUGUUGCAAAAUAUGCAAUUGAUCCUUUAGCAAGGGGUGUCUUUGCUGGUAAUGCUCGAGACCUUAGUGUCAAGGCACUUGCCAAAAGAAUGCACGAAGUUGAACAGAAACAUGGCUCUGUGCUAAAGGGCUUCAUUAAAGACAGGAAGAAUGCAGAGAAACCAGACCCUGGGCUGGCAAAGUGUGACCUAGUCCAGCAAGCAAGAAAAGAAAAAUGGGCCGUUUGGUCUCUUCAGGAUGGCUUAGAGACAUUAGUGAAGACUCUAGCAGAGAGUCUUGAACAGGAUGGUGUUGAGAUUAGAAGGAACACUCCAGUCUUAGGAAUUCAGGGUAAUCAGAGGCAUCUUGUAGUGCAGACAAAUGGUGAAGAAAUACAUACUGAGAGGGUUAUAUCUUGUCUUCCUGCAAAUCAUUUAAGCCAAGUGGUGAGUGAUCUUGAUACGGACUUAAGCAUCAUACUAAGUAGGAUACCAUUUGUUACAGUAGCUGUUGUAACACUUGAAUAUACAGGGGAUAGACUAAAUGAACAAGCAUUUGGGUAUCUUGUGCCUUCCACAGAACCCAGUAAGGUUCUUGGCGUAAUUUUUGACACAUGCACAUUCUCACAAGGUGACAGAACCAUAUUAACUGUAAUGAUGGGAGGAUAUUGGUUCAAACAGUAUUUUGGAGAGAGCCCAACACCAGAGAGCUUCUUGGAUGUUGCCCUCAAAGAAGUGGAAUCAGUGCUUAAGAUAAAAGAAGCACCAGUGCGACAUAAUGUCAACAUUCUAAAAGACUGUAUACCACAAUACAUUGUAGGACAUUCUGAGAUGGUAAUCAAUGCAAGGAAAUUGAUAAGACACUCAAAAAUCCCACUGGUAUUGGCAGGGAAUUCAUAUGAUGGUGUAGGAGUAAAUGAUGCCGUAAUGAGUGCAAAAAAAGCUGUAUUACAGUAGAAAGAAACAAGUAUCUAUAAAAAACAUGUUUUCGUAUUUUUCAUUUUCUUUUUUGAUGCUGUGCUUUAAAUAAUAUUAGGACAUUCUUCUAUUCCUAAAUUUACACCUGUAUCGAUAAUGACACAAGACUGCUCAUAUAAAAAAUUAUUAGCAAUGAAAUUAGGUGUUUUUUAUUUGUUAAUUUACAUAUUCAAGCUGAAUAAUAAUUUUAUAAAGUCUAGAAAACAUACAGGUGUUCAUGAUUUAAUGAAAAUUUGACAACAAAGGAAUUAAUGAGUUUCAUCUAAUUUUCCCAAAAUAUAAACAAUUUAAUAAACUUUGAAGUAACAUUGAAAGAUCCAUCACAAAAUAUUUUGCCAAAAUGAUUUAUCAAGCUGAAAAAUUCUGCCUAAAAUUGAAUUAUUAGCCACUGUAUAUAUUUUUUCUAGUACCAGGACUGCUUGAUCUAAUUAUCAGGUUAAACAACUUACAUAAUUAAAGGUGAAUGCCUCUGAAAUUCAUUUUUUUUUUUAAUAAAGGUAAUUUCACAUCCCACUUACAUUAAAUACAAUACACACACUUUUAACAUCAUUUAAAGUUGUGUUUGAGAAAUACCUUGAUCUGUAUUUAUAAUCUAUUAGGCUUUUACUUAUUUAUUAUGAAAACUGCAGUGUUAUUUACAUAUUUUUCCCUAUUAUGAACCUGUCUGUCAGAUUUUUUUCAUGAAGUCAUCUUGUAAUGUUCUAUUUACUUGUCUAUUUGUCUAUAUACUUACAUGCAGUUUAUAUUUAUAUUUUUCUUGUAUAUUUGAAACCAAUAAAAUAUAUGAUAUUUGAUUAUAAAGUGUACUUUUUAUAUAUCACUCGGAAAUGUUAGUCAAUGAAAGUACAUACUAAAAUUAUAAUUUUUAUUACAGAAUAUACAUAUUCCUUUAUAACUUCAUUAAACAUUAUGCUAUUACUUUAUAAAUGAAUGCAACAGAUGAUAUAAAGACAUGUCACAUUAGACAGUGAUAGUACUUCUCAUAAUAUCUUCAAUCAAAUUAAAGAUGUGAAUAGUAAAUCUAAGUAAAUCUGUCAUCUAUGGAAUGUAUAUGUGGUGUAAAUAGAGAAACCUCUGAGGUUUAUGUACCAACAUGAUAUGGACUUGCAGAUGGUUGGUGCCACCUGUCACUGAUUUAUUGUAAGUACAUUUAUGGAUAGUUUUAAAUGGAUAUGACAUAAUUCAGUGGUCUUUAAACCCUUGGAUAAAUGAGUAAUAAGUGUAGAAAUAAUUCUUUGGGUAAGGGCCAUGACAAGUAAAUGUGCCUACUUUUUAGGGGGUGGGUGCAUAAUACCGAGGUGAAUCUGUUAAUAUACAUGGAUUGAUGAAUAUGUUUCUGAUUUCAAAAUAGUACAAACAAAGAUGUAGCUAUCCAAAGGCUCAGGUUAGCAACCCUUAUAGAACUAUACAUCUGUACAUCAUUUCAACCUCCUGAAAAUAUAACAAAGAAAAUAGACAACCAUAGCUAUUACCACUUAUUUAACAGAUUUGCUCAUACAAAAAGCAAAUUGAAUUACUUCUUUCUUUACUAUUUCCUUCAAGAAAUUGUGAAGCAGACUAAGGCAUACUAACUGCUUCCAAUACAGAAGCUUACACCUCAGAUGUAAGUCAUAACAUAUAUCACAUGAGAACCAUACAGUUAUCACAUUUAUUUAUGGAGAAAUAUCAUGGAAAAAUCCUACAGGGAGAUUAAGCAUUGUGUAAUUUAGUAGGGUAUGAUGUCCAGUACUUGGUAAUUGAACUUGAUAAAACACUCCUGAUCCCAAUAAAAGCCAUACUAACCAAAAGGAACUGUUUAGAGGAACAGCGUGCUUACUAUUCAGACAAUGAAGAGGUGACAAAUAUAUGACAAACUUAUAGAUCCGCUAUGAGUAGAAAUAUGGACUCCUAACUGUACUAAAAUAUAAUAAUGCAUUUCUUAUAAAUAUCACCUCAUUAAGUUACAAUAAAAUGGUUUAUGUUUUUUCCCACAUAGAUUACUCUCCCUUUCAUGAGAUCAAACAACCACAGUAUCUUAACACAGGGUAUGGAAUAUAGAUUUUUUAGAUAAACAAAACUGGCAUCACAUCAACUGCAUACACCACCAUUAUUCUUACAACCUCUGAUCUUUUGAAAAAAUAACAAAGCCCUCAGAUUAAGUGUGAUACUUAUUAAAAGUUAAACCAUAUUAUACAAAAAAAACAAAACAAAAAAAAAAAACUUUAAAUAUUGUACUGAUCUAUGUAAAAAAUUCAGGUCGGGUUGAUAAAGCAAGUGCUUUCAAAUGACAUACCAACUUUUUAAAUCACAACCAUUUGUUUUUAAAAUUAUUUUAAAUGAAAAUGAUAGUAAUCUAAGGAACUGAUUCACUCUACACAACUGUCAGAUGACAGCACCUGAGCAUAUGACACCAACUAAGUUAAUCUUCAAAAACUUCCAUUUGGAAAAUAAUAAAAGACAGACGGGAAACAAGAAAAAUGCAUGCACACAUACUGUUCCCUGGGAUGUGGUUUUCAAAUCAUAGAUAUAGAACUAGGCUUAUUAGGUCAACUUUGGUAUUCAAAAUAUUUAAAAAAAAAAAAAAAAUUACAUGAUCCAUUAACCCUUUGAUGAUGGAAGGGCAUGUGAGCAAGGCAUAUAUAUGUGCCAAUAUGCCCUGUCCACGGUGAUUUGGAUUUGCUAGUUUUGUUUACACUUAACUGGCCCUACAAGUGCUUGGUUACCAAUUUU